Molecule: messenger RNA, 1002 nt
Organism: Clonostachys rhizophaga
Lineage: Eukaryota; Fungi; Ascomycota; Sordariomycetes; Hypocreales; Bionectriaceae
Source: the annotation of a GenBank genome assembly
AUGACUAAUACUACUCUCCCCCCCCGAUCCCCAAUGGACUACAUUGAACUGUCCAACUUGGACUUGUCAGAUUUCGACAACCCUGAGUCAAGGAAGAAACUCGCGCGGCAGUUCUACGAUGCUGUCACGCAGGAGGGAUUCGUCACUGGCAUCUAUGUGGGUUUCAAGACUGCCGGAGGACUUGGUUUUCACAAAGAAUCGGACACUCACAGUCUCAAGAUCGACUUUUACAACAUGCUCUAUCAAGACAGCAAAGCAGACAGAAAGCACCCUCCUCACCUAAUUCCGUACCUUGAUGAAAUCCGAAAGGUCAUGCUCCACAUCCGCGAAAAUAUCCAGAAGAAGCUAUUCAUCCUGCUAGCUAUGUGUCUCGAGAUGCCGGUUGAUGAACUCAUGGCUACUCAUGCGCCUGGACAGUCGAGCUCCGAGUAUUAUCGUUACAUGAGCUACGCGCCCUUGACUCCAGAAGCUACGGCCAAGGCGCGUGGUCUCUUCAUGCCGGCACACGCGGACUGGGGUACCUUUUCCAUCCUCUUUUCGCAGCCAGUCUCUGCCCUACAGAUCCUGCAUAAGUCCAACGUCUUUAUAUGGGUUGAGUAUAAGCCGUACACUCUCAUCGUUAACGUUGGUCAAGCACUAGAGCUACUCACGGGCGGGCUCUUCCCAGCGACAAUCCAUAGGGUCGUCACGCCUCCUAAGGACCAAGUUGACUGUUUGCGAGUUGGCAUUUACUACUUCUCACGCCCGAAUGACGACUUCCCUCUAGCUCCGCUCCACAACUCUCCUGUACUCAAGAGACUAGGAAGGAACAAGCCGCUAGACCUAGAUGUCACAUAUAGUACGGUCGAGUUUCUUGAGGCUAAGAAGCAUGGGUACCUCAAGCCAGACCUGGAUUUUGACAAGCCAAAAGACAAGGACCUUCAAGAUGAUCCGUUUAGGCAGGGCGAUAGGUUCGCAGCGACGGAGAAGGUGCUUGCUUCUAUCACCAAAGUCUCGGCUUAG